This is a messenger RNA of Cylicocyclus nassatus, 1880 nucleotides long. NCBI's taxonomy places the organism in Eukaryota, Metazoa, Nematoda, Chromadorea, Rhabditida, Strongylidae. The record is from the annotation of a GenBank genome assembly.
ACGAUACGUAACCUACCAUGCGAAUUACCCUUACAGCUCUCUUUCUUUGUGUGACUUGCGAAUUAAAAGAGGAAGAUGUUCCUCCAGAGCUAAGAAGGAAUUUUGACAAGAAUAAAAUCAUAAUUCCGAGUACGCGUCAAUAUGGCGAAGAACUUUACGCCAAUGUUACGGUAAAAGCGUUUGCAGCUAUAGUAAAUAGCCUCUCGGAGGAAAGAAUGAAGCAGUUGUCGAUGAGAAGGAAGUUGAAGGCCAGAAAAUGUUUGGAGAUGUCUGCAAGUUUAACUGAGAAAGCGAAGUGUUUCAUUUUCGUAGUGGAGAACCUAUGUGAGAUGAAGAAAAGAAGGAGAACGACAACACUCAGAAGAGUGGAUAUAAUGGUAAAGCGAAGACGGAGACAUAUCGCGCACAUUCCAGACGAUAUCGGGAAGGACUGGGUUACUCCUGGGCAAUUGAAAACUACGAAUAUUGUUGAGAAGCAAUCGUAUACCUUAUCUUCCGAGAACGGCGGUACGCUUUGGGAGAUGCUCUCAUAUCAUGUCAAGAAAGUAGCCUCCAGUUUGAUGGGAUACAGGGCAAAGCGCAUGAGGAGUUGGCGGUCAUUAGCUCAAGAACUACUCGCAAAGAGCGAGAGAGUCUCUCUUCACAGACGGUUGGACGCAAUUCUGCCUGGCACUCGAACACCACCAUCUGAAUUUUCAAACCAUGCGAAUAACAGUGCAGAUAACACAGAUCAGAAAGUGCUUCGUGACUUGAAUGUUUUACUGAGAGAAGGCGUAAAAAUCGCUGCAUCUGCAGCAGGUCACAACGUUGGAAACAAGACGGUUCGAAUUUUGUCCCCCCGAAUUGGAAGCCACAAGGGAGUGGAAGAGGAUGUCUCUUUGCUAUCACCAGAUCUAAUUUUUCGAAGUGAACAGAAAGAUCAACAGGAGCGAAAUGCAUUGCUGGAAAUACUCAUGGAGCUUUCUGGAGCGAAUUCCGCUAUGCGAGCAACAUUGGAACAAAUAGAAAAGCGUGAUUUGAUGCUCAAUGAUCACGCACAAAUGACCAUAGAUGACGUUGAAGAAACGCUUGGAAAAAAAGAGAGACGGAAAAUCGAAGUCAUUCAACUAAUGGAAAAAUCAUACACUCCCAAUCAGAUGGAUUCGUUCGAGAAGCGUGGUUUCGCUAUCAUGACGAAUCAACAGAGAAAACUGGUGUACGGUCCGACGUCACCGUACUAUGAUGAAUCAAGUCGUCGUCGGAUCAGGCGACUAAGUGCGGAGAGUAUCGAGAGACGACUCAUCAGCCUAAUACGCCUGCAGGCUAUCGGAAUGUCCGACUACGGUCGACGCAUGAAGAUCGAUCUGAUUGGCUCACCAACGGUGGCAGCAAGUUUUGUCGGACAACCACUCACGAACAUCAACUCGGUCUUCUCGCCGGUGAUUCUAUCAAGCUUCGUAUCGUCUCCCACACUCAUUGGACCUCUGAUACUCUCACCGUGGCUAUUCUCAACUCUUAUCGCAUCUCCAUGGGCACUAUGCCCAAUCAUUCUCUCUCCAUUCACUUUUGUACCCAUUAUUUUAUCCCCCGUUGCUAUGUCUCCCUUCGUUCUCAGUCCAGGCAUAUUCAGCCCGGCGAUUCUGAGCCCUCUAUUGAUGGUACCGUAUAUACUCUCUCCGGGGCUUUUUAAUCCCUUGGUUCUCUCACCGCUCGUGCUGUCCCCACUGGUGCUGAGUCCCAGUUUGGGCUCUCCAGUGAUACUGUCUCCAACAUUGCUGGCACCAUUAGUCCUCUCGCCCCUUCACCACUCGGCCCUCGUGCUCAGCCCGUCUUUGCUUUCUCCGCCGAUCGCUUCGGACGGAGAAGGUGGUGCUCUCAUAUUGUCGCCAGAUCUCGGAUAG